GUUAUGCUGUGGUCUCAGCUGUUAGCUUCUUACUUGUUUGUGUCUUGGACAUCAUUGCCUUAGCCUUCUGCUCAGUGGCACAUGUAACCUGAACCAUGUACAGCGGUGGGAGAAGGACCUCGAAUGUAGAAAGCAGGAGAACUUCAGCGACUAUCCAGGAUGGUCUGAAAGCCAAGCUGGCCUCAGUUAGCAGCCCAAGCCUCAAGCCAAAAUCCAGCAUAAUGGUCAUUGCUAAACCUACUGGAGACUGCCAGACGCAGAUUGCAAAUGUGGACAUCAUUCUCCCCGAGGGUGAUAUCGUACCUGAUGCGAGCAGCGUCAGCAGCCCCCUCCCUAUGCCGGACAUCACAGUGGGCCAGACCUCUAGGCUGCGCGCAUCCAUGCGCCGCCACAAGAGCACCACUGACCUGCCCUACAGCCUGCAACGUGGCUACAUGCGCGGCCAGAGGCCCAGCAUCUGCACUCCCACUGCGGCUGAGCUGGCCCUGCUGAGGCGCUGCUCACUGUUUGAAGCGGCUGGUCGGCCGUGCUGUCGCCAUGCCCUCAGCGUGCCAAACAUGGCCAGCCCCAACACUAGCCCUUUACGCAGCACCUCGGCUACCCCCUCCCGCAGCGCACUUUGCACCCCAGUGCAGGAGCUAGAGGGCAAUGCCAAGGCGCGCAGCAAGCUGGUGGAGACGGAGAGCGCACAGACACCCACAUGCACACCUGAGGAGCGCGAGCAGCGGCGCUACGUCUCCAAAGAUGGAAAGUGUCGUGUGGAUUUGGCGCACAUGGCGGAAAAAGAGCGCUUUCUGGCCGACAUGUUCACCUCCUUCGUGGACCUCCAGUACCGCUGGUUUCUCUUCGUUUUCAUGAUGUGCUACACAGUUACCUGGUUCAUAUUCGCAGGGCUUUACACACUCAACGCCUUCCUGCGCGGCGACCUCGAGCUCCCUCCCAACAGCGCCAGCGACAUCCCUGUGGGGCGCGAGGUGUGCUACCCCAACAUAGACGGCUUCGUUUCAGCUUUGCUCUUCUCCGUGGAGACGCAGCGCACCAUCGGCUAUGGCGCACGCACUGUCUCCCCGAGCUGCCGCGAGGGCGUCCUUCUGGUCAUGGCGCAGUGCAUCGUAGGCUCCAUGAUUGAUGCCCUCAUGGUGGGCUGCAUGUUUGCCAAGAUCUCACGGCCUAAGAAACGAGCCGAAACGCUCCUCUUCAGCCGGACCUGUGUGGUGGCCAACCGUGAUGACCAGCUUUGCCUUAUGUUCCGCCUGGGAGACCUGCGCGAGAGCCACAUGGUGGACGCCAAAGUGCGCGCCAAGCUCAUAAAGUCGAGGCAGACGUCAGAAGGUGAGUUCCUCCCACUCCAGCAGUCCGAGAUUGACCUUGGCUACGAGUCUGGUUCUGACCGCCUGUUCCUUGUGGAGCCACAGGUCAUCCAGCACACCAUAGACUCCAACAGCCCCUUCUGGGAGUUAGGCCCGGAGCAGCUGCGCAAGCAACAGUUUGAGAUUAUCGUCAUCCUGGAGGGGAUUGUAGAGGCCACAGGAAUGAUGUGCCAGGCAAAGACGUCUUACAUUGAGACGGAGAUCGAGUGGGGAGCACGUUUUGAGCCGUGUAUGACUAUGGAGAAAGGUGCAUUCCGAGUGGACUUGCGGCGGUUUCACAGCACUUACCCAGUGCCUCUCCUCCCGUGCAGUGCACGAGAAGCUCAACAGCUUCAGAUGAUACAGGCUGGACUCGAGUUACCUGGGUCUUUGAAAGAGAGUGGAGACUGUGUGGUUGACGAGGAAGACCAAGAUGAAGAUGUCCUCCGGCCACAAGGGACUUGUGUUUUCACUAUCGAGAAUAUUCAAGAGUUAAAUGAGUCUGAUUCCCAUUAGCUGAUUGCCCAAGGUAGUAAAGUUAAGCCUGUCCACUUGUCAGUAUCAGUGCAUUUGAUGUCGUCUAAAG
Colossoma macropomum (tambaqui) is the source of this 1935-nucleotide messenger RNA. RefSeq names its product G protein-activated inward rectifier potassium channel 3-like. Lineage: Eukaryota; Metazoa; Chordata; Actinopteri; Characiformes; Serrasalmidae. Gene Ontology annotation, molecular function: inward rectifier potassium channel activity. Gene Ontology annotation, cellular component: plasma membrane. Bases 96 to 1865 code for a protein of 589 amino acids. Gene Ontology annotation, biological process: regulation of monoatomic ion transmembrane transport; potassium ion import across plasma membrane. The record is from RefSeq and is a predicted model, not a curated record. The transcript has 4 exons.